AUGGAUACAGCUGCUAGCUCAGCCGACUAUAAUAUUGCUGAGAAAAGGCACAGUGGCCAUGAUCAUUUCGCCAACGUUAAAUACGGUUAUAUAGUACUUUUCCUAUCAUUCGCGUACAUAGUAUACAGAGAAUUGGCUUUGGUCUACUACGGCAGAGCAUGGCGUCGUUCUGGGCGGUCCACGUCCAAAAUUGGCUUGGUUGAUGUACCCAUGGUUUAUUAUGUCACUUUUCUUUCCUUGGCAGUGGUGAUAUUGUCUUUUUUUAACCUGAACCUCGACAACUUUGUGAUUCACAUAAAGCGCUGGGGUCGUAUUGCUUAUUCUCUUACACCGCUAGAUAUUUUCCUCAGCAUUCGUCCAUCUCCUUUUCGCUUGGAUAACUAUUUGUCUACGCUCAAGCUUCACAUCUGGACUUCUAGAGUGAUUUUAAUUCUAUGUCUUGCUCACAGUGUGGGCUUUCUUUGGCUAUGGGGAUCUGCAGAGUUGUAUAAAGCAUUGAGAUUGGUCAACUUUGUUGGAGUAGUAAUUUCUGUGCUUGUCCUUGGUCUUUUCAUCAUCAAUUGGGGACAUAUUAGACGUAGAGUGUACCGAUGGUUUUAUUUCUUCCAUAAUGUCACUGCUUACGCAUUGAUAGUCGCCAUUGCAUAUCAUGCAAGACCGAAAGUUUGGCCUAUCGCCUUCAUAGAUGCUGUGUUGAUUGUGUAUCAACUCGUGGUGAAGUUUAGAAGCAUGCAAACUAUUCAGAUCUCGGAUGUAUUGUGUCGCGAAGGUUCAGAUCUCAAAUUGGUGAAGAUUCCGGGACCCUUAUCUCCAGAAGUUUAUUUAUCAGGUAGCCAUUGUCGCCUAGGUGAAUCUAGGACGAGCGCCUACUUCUGGAUGUUUCCAUCACACCCUUACACUUUAACAGGUGUUGUCGAUACUGGAGAUGGUUCGAUGAACCUAGUGGUCAAGGAGCAAAAAUUUCAAAUUGUUCCUCUCAAGGAAUAUACGUUGCAACCUUAUUUUCCGUCAGCAUUGGGCCCCAAUUUCUUUCACACGGCAGAGAAUAUCAACAUUGUAUGCGGUGGUUCCGGUAUCUCAUAUGGUAUUCCCAUAUUUGAGUACUUUAAGAAAAAGAAACAGGAUGGUUCCAGCGAUAUUAAGUUGAAAUUUGUAUGGAUUACACCGAAAAGAAAUGAUAUUUUCGUGUUGGAGGAAUUGGGAAUAACAGGAGUAGAUGUCUACGUAACAGAUCCUGCAGAUUCGGAAGAAGGUGAAAACUACGAAUUGGAGUCUCUGCAGAAUGUAGGAGGAGGAGAAGAACAAGAACAAGAGGAACGGGAAGGAAAAAUUGAUCCAUUUGCAGAUCCCAACACUGAUCAGUCCUCUACUAAUACUGAAUUCCUCACUAACACUAUUCAUUCUUCUGGAAGACCCAACUUGGUAAACAGUUUGGCAAAUAAUAUGGGUGCCACCAUCGACUAUGCCAAUAAUUGGGUCAUUGCGUGUGGACCGGAGGGAUUGAUAGAAGAAUGCAGAGUCCUAGCUAAGGCGCACAACAGUCGAUUCUUUUCCGAAGAAUAUGAUGUAUAG
Messenger RNA from Brettanomyces nanus, 1572 nucleotides. RefSeq lists its product as uncharacterized. Gene Ontology annotation, molecular function: oxidoreductase activity. The transcript has a single exon. The record is from RefSeq and is a predicted model, not a curated record. Bases 1 to 1572 code for a protein of 523 amino acids. NCBI's taxonomy places the organism in Eukaryota, Fungi, Ascomycota, Pichiomycetes, Pichiales, Pichiaceae. Gene Ontology annotation, cellular component: plasma membrane.